This is a messenger RNA of Laccaria bicolor S238N-H82, 408 nucleotides long. RefSeq lists its product as uncharacterized. The coding region runs from base 1 to 408 and encodes 135 amino acids. NCBI's taxonomy places the organism in Eukaryota, Fungi, Basidiomycota, Agaricomycetes, Agaricales, Hydnangiaceae. The transcript is spliced from 3 exons. The record is from RefSeq and is a predicted model, not a curated record.
AUGCUGUUUAAGCGCGCACAGGUUGCUCCCCAACUCCAACCACCUUACCAAGAACUGACAGUGAAGAGACCACUUGCGAUAAUUGCUGGUUCAUGCAUCUCCAAAAACAUCCAUUCGCCUGCGUACUCCUUCUCGUCCUUUUUGUAUCGUCUACUGCAGCGUGGAAUUACCCACAAUGCGAGUUCGAUAAGGAUUGUAAGACUGGCCAGAUUUGCUGCUAUCAUCGUGGAGUACGCGUGGGCUACCGCCGGCUUUGUGCACUACGAAGAAGAAGUGCUCUCUAAUGUGAGGUCCGAGGCUCUUCGACGAACUCCUACCGGCUUUUGCAACUAUUUGGAGACGGACAAGUUAUGGAUCAUUCUGCGGGUCAGAGGAUGGCGACGGAAGGCUCUCAAUGAAAAAGUUUGA